CCCUGUUUCCCUCUCUCAAAUAAAAACAAAAACAAAAACAAAAACAAUGGCAUCUAAAGAGAAGGCGGCGGCCGAGUCAUCCAAAGCAGUCGAAGCCAGCGUGAAUGCGGAGGAGUCAUCCAAAACACUCGAACCGAAGGGCGAGGAGGUUCGUUACAGAGGCGUGCGAAAGAGGCCAGGGGGCAGAUACGGCGCCGAGAUAAGAGAUCCCGAAACGAAAAAUUGCAUUUGGUUGGGGACUUUCGACACGGCUGAGCUGGCGGCGAGGGCUUUUGAUGAAGCUGCACGGAAAUAUCGUGGCGACACGGCCAAAACAAACUUCCCCACGCCUGAUGCCAAUCACAAGAGGAGGAAUGAUGGGGAAAUGAUGGGUCAGGAAAGGUUUGCGGCGGCUUUGAACCCAAACCUAGCUGCUCUGAAUGGUGGGGCCGGGUCUUCACUCGGGUAUAGGUCUGGUGGUGGGUUCCCUCUUACGUACCCAUAUUAUGGCAAGCCUUAUGUGCCGAUGCAGGGUUAUAGAUUGCCGAGUAACCCGGAGUUUCAGGCCAACAUCAUUGCUUCCGGGAGUCACUUGGCCUCCCCUUCUUCUGUGAUUGAUGUGAAUCCGACCCGGAAAGGACUCGAUCUUGAUCUGAACUUGCCACCUCCAUCUGAUUAAUGAUCUGAUUAAAAGCAGUUGGUUCUUGAAUGAUUUAAUGGUAUUCAAACUAAUAAAGAUUAUAGAAGAUGAGUAGUGAUGAUUAUAGAAAUUAGAACAGGAGCCGUCAAAAUCGCCUGUAGAAGAUAAAAUUCUUUAUGCUUUUAAGUUUUAACAAAGGCGGCGAGUACUUGGUUCUUGUUGGCUGUCAGUUGUCAGAUUCAGUUGUUAUCAUUCUAAUGGAAACUAUUUGUUACAAUAAAAUGCUUUGUUUGUUUA
Molecule: messenger RNA, 916 nt
Organism: Daucus carota subsp. sativus
Lineage: Eukaryota; Viridiplantae; Streptophyta; Magnoliopsida; Apiales; Apiaceae
Product: ethylene-responsive transcription factor 8
Exons: 1
Coding region: 47-658 (203 amino acids)
Biological process (GO): regulation of DNA-templated transcription
Molecular function (GO): DNA binding; DNA-binding transcription factor activity
Source: RefSeq, a predicted model, not a curated record